GGGCGGGGCCCGGGAGAAGAUGGCGUUUCUGCGCUGUAGGCGAGAUCCCUGCGGUGUUAUCUGUCUGAUUUUAACUUAUUUCAGCGUGUUUUACGCGGACUACGUGGUCAUACAGUAUGUCCUCAUCCCCGCCUACUCGGACAGUGUGUGGUGUACUGUGCAUGGAUCAGUGUUCAACCUGAUCCUGCUGCUGCUGCUCGCCUGCCACGCCAAAGCUGUGUUCUCAGACCCCGGUAUGGUGCCUCUCCCUGAGACAGCGAUGGAUUUCUCAGAUCUUCGCUCGCAGUCGUCUCGGAUAAAUGAGCGGGGCUGUGAAGGCUGGACGGUGUGUAACCGCUGUGAAACGUACAGACCUCCCAGAGCGCAUCACUGCAGAGUGUGUCAGCGGUGUAUACGACGCAUGGACCACCACUGUCCCUGGAUCAACAACUGUGUGGGAGAGCUGAACCAGAAGUAUUUCAUCCAGUUUCUCUUUUACACCGGUAUGGCCAGUCUCUACUCUCUGGUGCUGGUGGUGUCGGCCUGGGUCUGGAGGAUACGCAGCGAGAGGGAAGGAGGAGCAGAGAAAGGAGGAGAGGAGACGCCCAGCAAACACCUCAUAGUUGCUCACUACAUCAUCCUGCUGGUGGAGUCGGUGCUUUUUGGAUUGUUUGUCAUGGUCAUCUUCUACGACCAGCUGGUGUCUAUAAUCACAGACGAGACUCCCAUCGAGCAGCUGAGGAACAGACUGAUGAUCAUGGGCCGAGGCUCUUCAUCCUCCUCCUCCUCUUCAUCCUCCACCUCCUCCCCUCAGCCGCCUCCGCCCCCACACACCCGCAAACCCAAGCUUGCGCUGCUGAGGGAGGUCUUUGGAAGAGGUUCGGUGUUCUGCUGGCUGCUUCCUCUCCACUCCAGCCCUCCGUCAGUCGGCGGCAUCACCUACUCCGCCCUGCCCGACUAUGACGUCUGAGGUCCAGGUUUUCAGUGUGUGUGUGUGUGUGUGUGUGUGUGUGAGAGUUUUCUGCCUAACUAUGAUGUCUUAUUUGGAUGGAGGGAAGGAGGAUGAAGGUGUGUGUGUAUUAAAUGAAUGAGUGUAGACGUGUGUGUGUGUGACUUCAUCCUCAGACUCAUGAUUUUUUUUCUGUCAUAAGAGAGUUAGUCCCGAUCUGUAGUUCAACUCCCGGCAUCGCUUGAUUAUUUAGUUGUGAACACUGGGGUUCAGCUGAUACACUCAGCUUGUGUUUUUACACCAAAGCGGCUUUUUCCCGACCAGGAACUCAUUAUUCCAACUAUUCUGACAGUGCAUGAAUGCAGCACAAUGCCCUGUCUCGAAAUGUUAACGAAAGUGGAAAAUAAUUUGCUAACCCGCUCGCAGUUCAAAUCCAUUUCUGCUGAUGGAGGUAAUGGGAAACUGGGGUUUUACUAACACUAUGAUCAGUGUGACCCCUGUGUGUGUGUGUGUGUGUGUGUGUGUGUGUGUGUGUGUGUGUGUGUGUGUGUGUGUGUGUGUGUGUGUGUUCGUUCAAGGGAGUCAGUAUUUAUGCUCACGGACGUUUUAGCAUACACACUAAAUACAUGAACAAGCAUCGAGCCCUCAAACAAAAAGCCCCUAAUGGCAGUCCGAUAUGGUACGGGUUUUUUUAAACCUUCCCCCGAAUGAAGACGGAUCAGAUAUUGCCUUUCGGUUCUUGAACUCUAAGACUAGUUUGUUACUGAACUGAUUUCAACAGAGAGGUAAUAUCCAAGCUAAGCCUUACAAAUGUUACCAAGGAUGUUCCACUGAUAAGGAGUACUAACAGCUGGUACCAAUAUCUGACAUUUCCCAUGGUGUUGAAGUUAAAACACUAUCAUGAUUCAUCCAUUUAUUGCAAUUAAAGCAGCAAAGGAAUAUAUUUUUGGCCACAUACUGAACUAUUGGAUCCAUAAUGGUUCAUUUCUGUUGCCGACCAACACCAAAAGACAUUGAGGUCACUUUAUUUUCUAUUAUUUAUAUGAUUUUAUUCUCAAACUAACUUCUUGAGCUUGAGAUAUUGACGAUACGAUGUCCGUAACUCUCAUUUUUAGACAAUAUUUAUAUACUGAUCCACUACCAAAACUAGCUACCUGUCCUCCAUUACAUAUUUUGAAUAAAUACCAAAAAUCUGGUUCAAUAAUAGAAAUAAUAGGAACAAAUAAUAUGUGUGCAAGUGAUGCAUUUGGGUUCAAACAGGAAAUGUCCUCAAAGAGAUUCAUUUUUAUGAUGAUUUAUUUUCUUAUUCCUGUGUUAUAUUUAAACGUUUGACGUGCUAACUAAACAGAAAUGUGUUACACUUACAGAUUAGCACCACACACACACACACACACACACACACACACAGAGUACUCAGUAUUCUGCUUGAUCUCAGUGAAAGGACGAUGUUUAACUUAUUUAUUGUUUCUAACUAUUCCGUGGAGUUUCUCUACCAGCAUGUGUGUGUUUUGAUGUGACGGGUGAAGCUGCUUUUCUGCACUGAGGAGGUUUUUUAAAUGGUGGUUGUGUCACUAUAAGUUAAAAACACAGCAGCAGAAAAGCAGCUUCACCCCCCCAUGUUUGUGUAUAUAGUAACCUGUGUUUAACCUGGGUGCUGUCAAGUGCUUCAGUGACCUCUCACAAAGAACUGCCAGUAAGAAAACGGUUUUUCCUCUGAAACAAAACAACCUUUUUGUGACUUAAAACCUGCCUUUUUAACUCUGCUUCGAGAAUAAUCAACAUGUUAGCGCUGUAUGCUGAUGACGACUCUUCAUUCGUUAAUGAAAAACCUUUGAGAUGGCAGCGUUUGUUUUGCAUGCUGCGUUGUUGAUGGGUUCUUUUAGUGCGGCAGUCACACUUAUGAGCAAGAUGGCUAAUAUUUCAGGAAUCAGAACAGUUAUAAAUCGGGUUUUUUUUACUGUAAUUAGGAAAAAACCUAAUGAAUCACAAAUGUUUGAUUGUUUAAUUCUACUCAAGAUGUAGAGAUGGGUACUAAUGCCUUCUGUGCUUGUUAGUGUAAUUAUUAAUAGGUUAAUACUGUCAAAGAAUGACUGAAUUAUACAUUAAAAGGCAGCAAACAGCCUCAUCUGUUUAAUUGGGAGGCUUUUAUUGGCCAUGAUUCUUCAUAGACGUUAUCCCAUUUGCAGAGACACCAGACGGUUGAGAUUUCAUAUUUUUUAUUCAGUUUAUCUGAGCUAAUAUGUAAUUUAUGAGCCAAUUAAAAGGUGAUGGUGUGAAUGCAUGUUUAAAAACCCCAAAAGCUGCAUUCCUUCAACUUAUACGAUGCCUUAUUUCAGAUUUUUUUCAUAGCCUUCGACAUAUUUUAAAGCGCUCUCCAAACAACUUCUGGACAGGCAGAUACACUCACAGUCGCCCAAGUUUGGUUUUCAUCAAGCUGUAUGAAGGUUCAUGUUUUAUAUCGAUGAUGUGCAAUUCUCAUGAAGGGAAAGUUACUGAAACUCAUUUUUUGUUUUCGCGAUCUGGGUAAAAAAACAGCAAAUUGAAGUGUUUUUGUGAAUAUUCACGAGGGGAACGAGGUUAAGUCUUUUGAUUUGUCUUACCUUGUGGAUUAAAUUAAAGAAAGUAAUAAAGGGGAAAUCCUUUUCUGUAAAAACGUACAGUCCCACGUCUCAAAUCAAGUGCGCCUCCCCUUUUGUAAAACACGUAAAUACAUUUCAUACUGUUUUCUUUCACCCAGGUGUGUGUAUAUCAGGUUACUGGCUUUCUUGUUUGAAAAAUGCAGUUGAUCUGUUUCUGUUGGGUUUUUUUGUAUCAAUGUUACUCAACAGGGUGCGCUUGUUUUGUUUGAAUAAAAUAAGCGCACCCUGUUUUGCUGUUUUUCUUGACAGCGGGAAGGAAUGUGUGUAUAAACAAAGAGGGGCCUGAAAUUAACACGUCGCCACCAGCCAAACAAACCUGGGGACUUUAGACUUUUGGGGGGAAACAAAAGAAGUUUGCAUUACAUUCCCAACUUUAUAUUACACCGGCUUGUAAUAACAAAGCCAUUUUUAUUGAAAAUAAGUUUUCUAAUCCAAAAAACACACCAACCAAAGAAGUAAUAUCCAAUAUUUCAGAUACUGUACAUAUUAAACCAAUACAACUUAAAGAAAGCUUCCUAUUACAAGUGUUACAAGAGGCUGUUUCAUCAGUAAACUCACAUUCUGUGCACUCUCAAGACACUUGUUUUAGUUUGGAAAACUUCAUAUUUGUUGGCUGGUUGGUCCAGGAAAAGUUAUUUUCUUGCCCUGCAAACAACACCAACAAAGACUUUACUAUCAUCUGGCUUCAUGAUGAACGAGUUUACUGACUGAUGUUUUAUUUAUUCAUUGUUGCUCUCUUGAAACCGUGACCUGUGUAUGAUUCCUGGUGACAUGCUGCUCGCGCUCGUUCGACUGGAAGUAAAAACGGAUGUCUUUUAAACUU
This is a messenger RNA of Eleginops maclovinus (Patagonian blennie), 4390 nucleotides long. RefSeq names its product zf-DHHC domain-containing protein. Gene Ontology annotation, molecular function: palmitoyltransferase activity. Bases 20 to 949 code for a protein of 309 amino acids. The transcript is spliced from 9 exons. The record is from RefSeq and is a predicted model, not a curated record. NCBI's taxonomy places the organism in Eukaryota, Metazoa, Chordata, Actinopteri, Perciformes, Eleginopidae.